CACAGGACUUCUUCCUGCUGGCUCAGCCUGGAGGCCGAGGAGUGUUUUGCAAAAGCUGUUUAUCUGAAUUCUGAAGGAACGUGGAGGCUGCUGCUCUUUUAAGCUCUUUGCCUCAGAGUCACACCUAGGCUUCCAGAUGAAGCCUGAGUCGGGGCAGGCCCUCUUCCACGUGGCCAUUGCCAGCUGCCUCUGCGCAGCCACCGUCUACACGGGCGUUUUCAAAGGCGUCCUCAUCCAAGUGGGCUAUGAGCACUAUGCUGAAGCACCAGUAGCCAGCCUCCCCGCCUUCCUAGCCAUGCCCUUUAACUCGGUCAUUAACUUGGCCUACGUGCUCCUGGGAAUGUACUGGCUACAGAGAGAUGCCAGCGCCCUGGGGCGCCCCGCAGAGGUGCAGAGGGCUCGUUACAUGAAGGACAUUUUUGCUGGCAUGGCCCUGGUCUAUGGCCCCGUUCAGUGGCUGCGGAUCGUGACGCAGAUGCCCCUCGCGGCCGUGCUCGACCAGUGGCUCACCUUGCCCAUCUUCGCGUGGCCAGUGGCCUGGUGCCUCUUUCUAGACAGGGGCUGGACACCCUGGGGCUUCCUCGCCAUCGAGUGCCUCUCCCUGUGCAGUUACGGCCUUGCCCUGCUGCACCCCCAGGGCUUUGAGGUCGCGCUGGGUGUGCACAUUGCAGCCACUGUGGGCCAGGCCCUGCGUGCCCAUGGGCGCUAUGGCAGUGCCUCCUCAGGAGCAUACUUGGCUCUGGGUGUGCUCUCCUGCCUGGGCUUUGUGGGCCUUAAGCUAUAUGACCAUCAGCUCACCCAGUGGCCUUUCUUCCAGCAGCUCACAGGCCACUUCUGGUCCAAAGUCUGUGAUGUGCUCCAGUUCCACUUUGCAUUCUUGUUUCUAACAAAUUUAAACACUUGCUAAAGACUUCCUUCUGAGAGGAGGAUGCAUUAAAAUAUGGAAAGAAGUUACUUAAGCCGCUGACUCCCCAACAUGGAAACGGACUAUCAGAUGACAUUCUGCCAUCAGUGUUAAAUUUCCUGGGUGUGAGAAGAUACAAAGAUGUGAUGAUGUUUAUAUGAUGAAGACUGUCCCUGCCUCCAAAGUUAUGGGCUUCAGUAUUUA
Molecule: messenger RNA, 1108 nt
Organism: Ceratotherium simum simum (southern white rhinoceros)
Lineage: Eukaryota; Metazoa; Chordata; Mammalia; Perissodactyla; Rhinocerotidae
Source: RefSeq, a predicted model, not a curated record